This is a messenger RNA of Anopheles marshallii, 966 nucleotides long. Its product is annotated as probable serine hydrolase. The transcript has 2 exons. The coding region runs from base 1 to 966 and encodes 321 amino acids. The record is from RefSeq and is a predicted model, not a curated record. NCBI's taxonomy places the organism in Eukaryota, Metazoa, Arthropoda, Insecta, Diptera, Culicidae.
AUGGCAGAGGCAAAACGACACAUGGUACAACGGAACGACGAAUUGCACGGUGUCCACGAGGAACGCAUUCGACUACCCUUCGGUGAUGUAACCGGCAAAUGGUGGGGACCACGCGAUCUUCGACCGAUCGUUUGCCUACACGGCUGGAUGGAUAAUAGCGGUUCGUUCGAUCGUUUGAUUCCCUUGCUUCCGCGCGACAUCAGCUUUCUCGCCCUCGAGUUCCCUGGCCAUGGCCGUUCGGCACACCUGCCGGCGGGUGUGGCCUACAAUGCGCUGGACACACUGCGCCUUCUGCUACACCUGAUGCAGCAUUACGGCUGGGCGCGCAUUUCACUCAUGAGCCACUCGAUCGGUGCGGUGAUGAGCUACGUGUUUGCCGGCGUAUUUCCCGAUCGUGUCGAUCUGCUCGUUUCGUUCGAUCUGCUGAAACCCUUCAUACUCGAUCCGGAUAUGUUGCUGUUUCUACUUUCCGAUUCACUUCCAAAAACGCUCGAUUACGACGCCACUGCCAGGAAGGAGGAGAAACUUUUCCACUACGACGAUUACGUAGAGCAUAUGCAUGCCGGAUUUCACGAGUCGAUCAGCCGCGAUGCUUGCCAUUAUUUGCUCUACCGUACACUGGAACCAACGACCGAUGGAACGGGGCUGUACCGUCGCCUAACCGAUCGUCGCAUUCGUCACAAUCACGGGUUGGUUUGGUCACACGAUUUAAAUUUGGAAAUGGCGCGCAGAAUACGCGUACCGUUUCUGUACCUCAAAACGACUGAAACACCCCUGUUCGAGGAUCCACAGUAUCACCAGGAAACGAUCGAUGUGCUUACUGCUAGCAAUCCACAGUUUCAGCAUACGCUAGUUGAGGGCAAGCACCACGUGCAUCUUUCGCAUCCGGAGCGGGUCGCACCGUUAGUGAGGGGCUUUUUACAAAAACACUGGAACAGAGAGAAAUAUAUGAUGUGCAAACUGUGA